This is a messenger RNA of Theobroma umbraticum, 1663 nucleotides long. Its product is annotated as cytochrome P450 CYP749A22-like. Gene Ontology annotation, molecular function: oxidoreductase activity, acting on paired donors, with incorporation or reduction of molecular oxygen; heme binding; monooxygenase activity. The record is from RefSeq and is a predicted model, not a curated record. NCBI's taxonomy places the organism in Eukaryota, Viridiplantae, Streptophyta, Magnoliopsida, Malvales, Malvaceae.
CGUAGGAGAAUAUAGGAACAUCUGAAUUCAUUGUUAAGAGAAGAAAAUGGAUGUCAUAGAAAAGCUUGUAAUCCUUCUCGCAGGUUCUUUCUGCCUGUACCUCCUCAUAUCUCUAGUCAAGGUCCUCUACCAGUAUUGGUGGGUGCCGCUCCGUAUACAGCAUUUACUGAGUUCACGGGGAAUUAAAGGACCUCCUUACCGAUUCAUCCACGGAAACAAUAAGGAAGUUAACCAUUUCAGAAAGGAAGCAUUAAGCAAACAUAUGGCCUUGACACAUGAUAUAUUUCCCAAAGUGCUACCUCAUGUUUACUCCUGGAUCAAUAUCUACGGGAAGAAUUAUCUUUAUUGGGACGGUAUUCAAGCUCAAGUGGCGAUUACCGAACCAGAGCUAGUCAAAGAGGUUCUGAAAAAUAGUGAAAAAGCUUUUCCAAAACCGAAGCCACCAAUCUACGUUAGCAGGCUACUGGGGGACGGGCUUGUGACAACCGAAGGUGAAAAAUGGGCGAAGCAGAGGAAGUUAGCCAAUUAUGUUUUUCAUGGGGAGAGCUUAAAAAACAUGAUUCCAGCAGUAAUUGCUAGCGUUGAAAGAAUGCUAGAGCAGUGGAAAGGUCAGGAAGGCAAAGAGAUCGAAGUGUUUCAGGAAUUUAGAUUGCUGACUUCAGAAGUGAUAUCGAGAACAGCUUUUGGUAGCAGUUACUUGGAAGGGAAGAAGAUUUUCGACAUGCUGAUGGAGCUCUCAAUAAUUGUGAACAGAAGUUUAUUUAAGGCCAGGAUCCCUGGCAUCAAUAAGUUCUGGAAAACUGAUGACGAUAUAGAGUCAGAGAAACUUGAAAAAGGAAUACAUGAUUCUGUGAUGGAGAUUGUUAAGAAAAGAGAAGACAAAGUAGUGAGUGGAGAAGCUGACAGCUUCGGUAGUGAUUUUCUGGGAUUGCUUAUAACUUCCUAUCAUGAUUUGGACGACAAAAACAGGCUUUCGGUUGAAGAUUUGGUAGAUGAGUGCAAAACAUUCUACUUUGCUGGACAGGAAACUACUAAUUCCUUGCUUGCAUGGACUGUCUUGCUUUUAGCAGUCCAUAGAGAUUGGCAAGAGAAAGCAAGAAGAGAGGUGAUUGAGAUAUUUGGCAACCAAAAUCCACAUUCUGAAGGCCUUGCCAAGCUAAAAAUAAUCACCAUGAUCAUGUACGAAACUCUAAGAUUGUACGCUCCUGUAAAUGGCCUGGUAAGAAAAGUUGGAAGAGAAGUUCAAUUGGGAAAGCUAGUCCUCCCUGCUGGUAUAGAGUUUAUGAUCCCAAACAUGGCACUUCACCAUGACCCUCAAUUAUGGGGAGAUGAUGUGCGUCUUUUUAAACCGGAGAGAUUUGCCGAAGGGAUUGCCAAAGCUACCAAAUACAAUGCAGCUGCGUUUAUUCCCUUUGGGUUGGGACCUCGAUCUUGUGUUGGUAUGAGCUUUGCGACCACAGAAACAAAGACUGCUCUCUCGAUGAUUCUCCAACGCUACUCCAUUGCCCUCUCCCCUGCAUAUGUCCACUCACCAGUAAUUAAUCUUACCCUUCGGCCUCAACAUGGAAUUCAAGUAAUACUUCAGUCACUGCACUGUGAUGCUUAAGAAUGCUGCUGUAAUCUUUAUCCUUAAGAUGUUAAAACAUGUAAUCACUUCAAAGUG